AUGCGGACGGUGUUUUUUCGACGAUCAAGGAAAAUCCAUCCUCUUCUUACUGCGGAUAGUGCAGCGGAUUCCCCCGCCCACGGUCCUCGUGUUAAAAUCCCUCUGGAUUUCAUCGAUUCACUUCAGGGCCCUCACCAGCCUGGUGCAGUGCAGAAACACCUUGAAAAUAACCAUUUUGGCGCUCUGGUUCCGGGCGCUCUUCCCGACAAUGCGCGGGUUGCUCAGAAUGCCCUCGACUCCAUUCAUGAAGCUGCUGCUGAAGAUGAAAAGCAGCAAGCCGCCAAUCUUGUACCACCCAAUGGACCCUUUGUAAAUCCGCCACAAAAUAAUCUACCUAUGGAACCUGGGAAAAAUCUUCCUCAAGGUCCUGGCGAUGAUGAAGGAAUUCCCUUCCAUUUGAUUCCAAGGAGGCCUCCAGAAAAAUCAACAGUUUACUCAAAGGGCCCUGGCGAGGGUGGCAAAGCGGUGGUGAUAAAAAAGGAAGGCCUCCCUCCAGUAGAACAAGCAAAGUUUGAGGAGGGGGAGAAGAAUAAUGCAUUCAACGAAUACGCCAGCAGCAUGAUUAGUGUCCGGCGCUAUCUCCCUGAUAUGCGGGAAUCCCAAUGUCUCGACUUCAAGUAUAAUCAUCAUCACGAUCCGGCCUCCAUCAUCAUCUGCUUCCACAACGAGGCUUGGAGUGUCCUUCUACGCUCCGUCCACUCCAUCUUCGAUCGCUCGAAGGAGGAACUUGUCAAAGAGGUUAUUUUGGUCGACGAUGCCUCUACAAUGGAUCACCUGAAGGAGCCGCUGGCGGUGUACAUGGCUGGUCUGGAGAAGGUGAAGAUCGUCCGGGCAGAGGAGCGCCAGGGUUUGAUUCGGGCUCGAAUGCUUGGCGCCAAAGCUGCCACUGGCAAGGUUCUCAUCUUCCUUGACUCUCAUAUCGAAUGUACCACCGGUUGGCUCGAGCCUCUGUUGGACAGGAUAGCAGAGAACAAUACCAAUGUAGUGGUGCCGGUAAUAGACGUCAUCAGCUUUGAGACGCUGCAGUACAACCACGCCCCAUCAAAGAGCAUUCAGGUGGGUGGCUUUGACUGGGGCCUCAUCUUCCGUUGGCACCCCAUCCCGCCGCGUGACGCCAACCGACCAGGUGCUCCCAACUCGCCCGUUCGAACUCCCACUAUGGCUGGCGGCUUGUUUGCCAUUUCUACUGCUUUCUUCGCGAAGCUGGGCUGGUAUGACCCGGGCUAUGAGGUCUGGGGAGCGGAGAAUCUUGAGCUCUCCUUCAAGACGUGGAUGUGCGGGGGGCAACUAGAGACGAUUCCCUGCAGUCACGUUGGUCAUAUCUUUCGUACUCGCUCGCCCUACUCUUGGAAAGUAAAGCAAGCUAAUCCUCUGAAGCACAACCUCCUACGUCUCGCGGAGGUUAUCCUUGGGGACGAAUUCAAGCAGUACUACUUCUCUCGUGUCAACUAUCGGGAGUCCGAGAUGGGCGAUGUUUCGGAUCGGAAGAAGAUAUUGAAGGAUUUAAAAUGCAAGUCCUUCAAGUGGUACAUUGACAACAUUUAUCCGGAAUUGUUUAUUCCAGGUGAUUCAAUUGCUUCCGGUGAGAUUCGGAACGUCCUGACCCAGCACUGCGUGGACGCACCAACGCACGACAAGGAGAAGAUCAAGUUGGUCGGCUACCCCUGUCACAACCAGGGUGGGAACCAGUUCUGGUUAGUGAGUAAGACAAAUGAAAUUCGACGGGACGAUUAUUGUCUGGAUUCUGGGUUCGAGCCACCAUACAUCACUAUCAGUAACUGUCACUCACAAGGGGGCAAUCAACACUUUGAAUACACGGAGACUGAUGAGAUAAAACAGAGUGGCCUCUGCAUGACUAUUAGCGGUGACGGAAAGGUGAUCACCAUGGAGAAGUGCAAUGGGUCGGACAGACAGAGGUGGUCGAUUAAUCGAAAGCCCUUUGUGCCGGCCAAGAAGGCGGAGCGAUAUUUUUCCCUCCCCUCUCGUUCUCGCUCUACAUCAUUUCUCACCACCACAACUGUGCCAAACACCCUGAUUCCACCUCUACCUCCCUUGUGGCUCUCCGCACCCACGGAGUACAAUCUAUCGGCCAAAGUAUUUGACCCCUUCAUUUUCCCUUUUUUCCAACUCCUUCGAAGGAUCAGAUGGCUCGAGAGGUGUGCGGGGACGUGGCAGGUUCUCACAUAA
Messenger RNA from Echinococcus granulosus, 2187 nucleotides. RefSeq names its product Putative polypeptide N-acetylgalactosaminyltransferase 9. Lineage: Eukaryota; Metazoa; Platyhelminthes; Cestoda; Cyclophyllidea; Taeniidae. Gene Ontology annotation, cellular component: Golgi apparatus. The transcript has 14 exons. The record is from RefSeq and is a predicted model, not a curated record. The coding region runs from base 1 to 2187 and encodes 728 amino acids.